AAGAGCGUGCAUAAAGAGCCAGGAGCUUCGGAUGCGGUAUUCCGAAAUGAAUCGAUCGGGCGAAUUCGCCGCGCUUCGGGCCCCUGCCCGCACUCACACUUACUCACUUCAGCAAUUGAAACUCACCCGCUCGCCCAGCGCACACGCGUAGUUGUGCAGUCGUCAUACGCAUCCGCUCGAUGCAAGUUCGCUUUCCGCCCGCUGGAUUUUUUCUUGUUUUCACACGCUUAUGAGGUGGGUUCGCUGCAACGCGUGAUUCAUUUGUUUGUUUUAGUUGUUGUUUUUUUUCCUCUCCUCUUGUCUUCAUUUUACUCCGACUUGUUUUCCUCGCCGGUGUUCCAAUUAUCGUCGUGGCGCCCGACCGAACGCACUGCAGUUCUGUGAUCAUUUGUCGCCAUUUGUUUUCGAGCAUCUGAUUCGAUUGCGCGCUGUGCAAUUUCUGUGAUUUCGCGUUGUUUUCACGCACCGAGACCGACGGAGCAGCUUUUUUUAUACCUCUGUGGCGCUACGCGUCUCGUUUUGUUUACGCUGCGCACGGAGUUCGAUUUUUGCUUGUUGUUCAUCCGUUAAUCAGUGACUGAUAACUGUUUGUUUGGGGUGCAGUGCGAUUUUUACCACACGGUUGUUUCGUUUCGCUGGACAGCUCCCGGCUACUUCAGAGUUUGGAUUCUUUAUACGAGUGCCAGGAAAACCGCUGCAAAUCCAAUGACUGAAAGAUGACACCAAUCGGAACCUCUCGGGAUUAACCCAUCUGCGAUAUUUUCAGUGAAAUCCUCAAAUUAAGUAGUUGACUAGUCGCCCGGAAGUAGAUUUUUUUGAAAUAUUAUUCGGGAGUGGAGUGAAAUGCGGGAGUGUUAACGGUGCGGUUUACCCGUGGUUGUGGUGCGGUUGAUGUGUAGCCAUGGGCGGACUCGCCGGCCCGGAGCAGCAGUACUCACUGCGCUGGAACGAUUACCACGCGAGCAUCCUAUCCUCCUUUCGGCACCUCCGCGAUGAGGAGGACUUCGUCGACGUCACGCUGGCCUGCGACGGCCGCUCCUUCACGGCCCACAAAGUCGUCCUCUCGGCCUGCAGCCCUUACUUCAGGACCCUGCUCAAGGCGAACCCAUGUCAGCAUCCGAUCGUGAUCCUGAGGGACGUCCGGGAGCAGGACAUGAAGGCAUUGCUCAAAUUCAUGUACAACGGAGAAGUUCACAUUGGCGAGGAACAGCUUCCCGAUUUUCUCAAGACUGCCCAAACCCUUCAAGUUCGGGGACUCGCUGACGUUCCCGGCAAGGAACAUCCUAAAUUUAACCCUUCGGGGCCUAAUCCAGUGCCAUGGUCUGUGCCAAGUGCAGAAUCGCGACUUGGCGGAGAUGAAGGAAUGACGCCUCCUCCUGUCAAGAGAAGUCGUAGCUCUGAUCACAUGACGUCGCCUUCACCCUCAACGACCCCAAACAAUAUUAGCACCCCUAACAAUAAUAACAAUAACAUCGAAAGUAAUCAAAACAAUAAUUGCAGGGAUUUGAUUUUAAGUCAAGCUUUAGAAAAUCCCUCUCAACUAUUAAAUAAUUCCAAUAUGACGAUAAAAUUAACGUCUGAGUCAUCAUUGCAUGCUCAUUCAACGGGUGAAGAUAGCAAUUCUAGUGAUACUGAACUAAGUGAGCGAGGCCACAGUGUGACCGGAGAUGGUGUCAAGUCGGAACCCAAUUCUGACUUCAACGAUCAUGGUAGUCAUCCAAUGGACCACGCUCGGCCACCUCCUAACUUUCCGGCUGCUCUACUAGGACUUCAAGGUUUACCAGGAUUGUUGCCCGGACCAUCAGGAAUGCAUGGAAAUAAUCAAGAUAGUAAUUUUGGGGGAGGAGCUGGAGCAAUAGGAACUACACCAGUAAUGACAGGCGAGUACAAGUUGGAUCCAAAGCCAGUCUGCUCGGAGUGCGGGCGCAUGUACAGCAGUGUGUCAAACCUGAAGCAGCACAUGGCCAAUGUCCAUUCCAAUUCCAAUGCCUGGGAACCGUGCCCCAUUUGUGGCAAGCACUUCAAGACACGUCAGUAUCUGUUCAAUCACUUAUUACAGACGCACGGUAUCAGACAACGCAGCAACCGCAUGUCAGUGUCAUGCCCACCACCCCUUACUGUGACUUCGUCAACUCAGCCAGUGCCAUCUCAGAAUCAUCUCCACAUGCCACCUCCCCUUCCAUCUCUACCCACAUCACCAUCACUUCAAAGACCCCAGCCACCUACGACUUUUGAUCAGUGUCUUGAAAUGCUCACCGCAAAAGAUGGAUCAAGGCAGUCGAAUUAAGUUCUGUUUGUCGCUAGAUUUUUAGUCUGAGUAAAGUACAUAACUGAAGGCAAAUUUUUUAAAGGAAUAGAUAAUGGAGAAUCGAGAGUGUAGAGUAAGAGAGAUCAGCCCGAAAAAGAUGAACAGAAAACAAGUGGGUAAAAAAUUCAGAAUCUUAUGUCGGUUGCAUCAAGUUAGGAUGAAAUUUCUAAAUAAAAAGCAAAACCCUUGAGAAUUUUCAUAAAUUUGCUGACGAAAGAAGACUCAAUGAAUAAGUUUAUUCUUAUUUGGUGAAUUCUUAAGACACUGCUUUAGUGACUGAAUAAAAUGAUCAGUUUAUUUUUGAAAAAAGAGGAAAGAUGCAUUUAUAUUUACUAUUUUCUUUGCAAUCUUUUCUCCUUACUAUCCUCACCAACCUAGUUUUAGGAUGAAAUGAUAAUCCGUCAUUAGUUAUGAUGGUUUUUUUGUGAUCUGAUUAUAUUAAUACACUAGGCCUAAGAAUCAAAGUUAGUACAUGCAGAGCUUUCAAGCUUUCAGACUACCAGUUCCUUUAUUUUGUAUAAGAAAAAAUAGUGUACAUUCAGUUAGGUAGUUCUACACUUGGAGCCUGUUCAUGAAAUACAUAACGUUCAAGGAGAAGGGAGUUAAGAAGAGGUUUAUGCCAUUUUGUUUUUAGGUGUUAGAGAAUUGGACCCACGUCACCAAAGCGCGGGAGGGGGUGUGUGUGUGUGUGUCAAAAAUCCGAAAUUUAGCGACUUGUAUUCUUUGAAUGGCUCUCUUAGUUGCACUCUCUUUUUAAUUUGCUGUGCACAUAUAUCGGGUUAAUAGUAGAAAGUAUGUUUUAUCAUCAGGAUCAGGGCAAAAUGAACUUGUUUUCUCUGGAAUUUUGUGGAAUAAAUUUCUUUUUUUUUUUUUUACCUGGUAUUUGAAAAAUUUUCAGUGCACUCUGGAACUUUGUUCACGUACAUAUUAUACCAUUGCUCAUGACAAAAUCUAAUCCGCUCCAUCAAUUUUAUUGCCAACCUCUUGUUUUAUUUUGAACUGGAAACAAUUAUUUGUAGACUAGCAUAGUCUUUGGUCCUCUCUGGUGCUACUUAAAAUGAUCGUAAAACAAGGCUAAAAAACAGGAAAAGUACAAGUAAAUGAAAUGGGUAUCACUGAAAUUGAGCAAAAAAACUUUCCUCGCUAAAUUAAUUUUGUCCUAUCACCACUGAGGAGGAUGAUCCUCCGAAACAAUGUUAGGUCAAAUAAUUAAAUUAGGAAAGUUUUAACUCUUUCCAAAUUUUAGUGAUUUUCAUUUUAUCUUCUGAUUCUGAUGAUGAAGUAUAUUUCAUAUUUGUUACUCAUGUUAUAUUUUUUUACCAAGGUCAAAUAUGACAUGUUUUUUGUUAAUUCCUAGUUGAAAAAAAUUGUUUCUCAAUAAAUUGUUAAUACUGAGUAAUACUGUAAAUUGCUCGAAAAGGAUUUUGAAACUGGUAUUUUUAGUUUUUUUUUUCUUUUUCUUUAAAAAACACCUCUUUUACUUUUGUCCAACUUUAAUUUAAAAUUAAAUUCUCUUGUUCCUUACCAUAGUAAACGCAAUAUUAUUUCUUCAAGGGAAGAGCACACAUCACAUAUGUAUGUAAUUUUUACCUGUACCAUUCAUAGACAAAAAAUUAAUACAAUUAAUUCCUGCCAGAUCUUGGAAAUGGACCUAAUGAUUCCAAAUAUUUGAAUUAAAAUUAAUUUAAGUAGAACUAAGUCAAAAGUUGUAAUUUAGUUAACACAAGGUAAAGUGCCAUCCAUUGAUAUGUGAAUAGUUGAAACUUUUUUCAUCAUCCAAACCAAAAUCCAAGUCUAACAUAAAAGUAGCACAGUAGUAUAUGAAUGGUAGGUAAAUAUGAACCCUGUCCCUAUUUCAUCUUGUGUAUGAGUGUUUAAUACGACAAUUCAAUCGUUGUAUUACUAGAUACUUCCACGUAAAUAUUUUAUCAUUCGUUUUUGUAACCUUUAUGUAAACAUUAUUUUGAAUGUUGCUUCUGAUACUUGUAAAAAUCUCUGUUAACGUUUUGCCAAAACUCUUUUCCACGAAAAGUUAAGUUAAUAAAAAAGGAAAUGAUUUUAAAUCACCAAAAAA
Molecule: messenger RNA, 4382 nt
Organism: Bemisia tabaci
Lineage: Eukaryota; Metazoa; Arthropoda; Insecta; Hemiptera; Aleyrodidae
Source: RefSeq, a predicted model, not a curated record